AUGGCUCAAUUACCGCCUCAGACGAUCCAGAGGGAUCCCCAGCUCUUUUACUGGAUCCUCUUCCCCAUCACCGUGGUCAUGAUCCUGACUGGUGUGCUGCGGCACUAUGUCACCGUGCUCAUGGCCUCGGCGCCCAAGAAGGUCGAGCAGCCCGCGGUCAAGGAGCAGCGCUCGCUCAUCCACGGCAUCGCCGUGCGGUCCAACUUCCACGCCCUGACCGAGCCGUCCUUCAGCGCGCGCCGCGACGCCCUCACCACCGCCUACGAGACGGGCGCCUACCUCAAGGACCCGGACCGGAAGGGCCAGCCGCCCGCGAACCCCAUGACCGACCCCGGUGCCAUGGACGGCAUGAUGGGCAUGAUGAAGAACAACAUGGCCAUGAUCAUCCCCAACACCCUGAUUAUGAGCUGGAUCAACGCCUUCUUCUCCGGAUUCGUCAUUCUGAAGCUGCCCUUCCCCCUCACCAUCAAGUUCAAGAGUAUGCUGCAGGCUGGCGUGGCUACCAGGGAGAUGGACCCCCGAUGGAUGUCGAGUAUCAGUUGGUACUUCUUGUGUUAUUUCGGCCUGCAGUUUGUCUUCAACCUCCUGCUAGGAAACGAAGCUGCCGCAAGCCAGAUGGCCCAACAGAUGCAAGGAAUGGCACCCCAGGCGCCCAACAUGUUCGGCCCUGGCGUUGACCCCGACAAGCAGUUUCAGACCGAGGCAGAGAACCUGGCCGUCAUUGACCAUUACUCGGUCCUGGAUGGCGUCGAAGAGAGAUUGCUUCAGGGUAUCAAGUCUAAAUAG
Molecule: messenger RNA, 786 nt
Organism: Neoarthrinium moseri
Lineage: Eukaryota; Fungi; Ascomycota; Sordariomycetes; Amphisphaeriales; Apiosporaceae
Exons: 3
Coding region: 1-786 (261 amino acids)
Biological process (GO): protein folding in endoplasmic reticulum
Cellular component (GO): EMC complex; membrane
Source: RefSeq, a predicted model, not a curated record